Messenger RNA from Populus nigra (black poplar), 1764 nucleotides. Its product is annotated as probable aspartyl protease At4g16563. Bases 94 to 1551 code for a protein of 485 amino acids. The transcript has a single exon. The record is from RefSeq and is a predicted model, not a curated record. Gene Ontology annotation, cellular component: extracellular region. Lineage: Eukaryota; Viridiplantae; Streptophyta; Magnoliopsida; Malpighiales; Salicaceae.
CUCAAGAACCUUGAAUUUGCUCUCCAGAUUAUAAAUAGAUACCCCCCUCAUAAACCUAUACCUCCAUCUCAAAAUACAACCAAGGAGGUAACAAUGGCCAUAGCACUCAACAAAACCACCACAUUUCUUUUCUUUCUCCUAGUCAAUAGUCUAGUGUCCUAUUCAAUCCAGUCCCUAGCAAGUCCAAGAAACCCUAAUUCACUCAUUCUUGGUCUUACCCUAGCUUCUAGGGCUUCCUUUCCAACUUAUCCAAAAGCUUCCACUUCCUCAAGAAAGAUUGUCUCAAUAGAUGUUUUGGGCGCGAAGAAGCCUUCAAGGGAAGUUAGAGAUGGGUAUUUGAUAUCUCUAAAUAUAGGCACACCCCCACAAGUCAUUCAAGUGCACAUGGAUACUGGUAGUGACCUUACUUGGGUUCCUUGUGGAAACCUUUCUUUUGAUUGCAUGGAAUGUGAUGAUUAUAGAAACAAUGAGUUGAUGGCUACUUUCUCUCCUUCCUAUUCUUCUUCGUCAUAUAGGGCCUCUUGUGCUAGUCCCUUCUGCAUUGAUAUUCAUAGUUCUGAUAACCCUUUGGAUCCAUGCACUGUGGCUGGAUGCUCAUUGAGCACCCUUGUUAAAGCCACAUGUUCUAGGCCAUGCCCUUCAUUUGCUUACUCAUACGGUGCAGGAGGGGUGAUCACUGGGAUACUGACCAGGGAUACACUUAGGGUUAAUGGAAGUAGUCCUGGUGUCACUAAAGAAAUUCCAAAAUUCUGUUUUGGUUGUGUAGGGUCUGCAUAUAGGGAGCCUAUUGGGAUUGCAGGGUUUGGUAGGGGUACACUUUCUUUGGCUUCACAGCUAGGGUUUCUUCAGAAGAGCUUCUCACAUUGCUUCUUGGCCUUCAAAUAUGCAAACAACCCUAAUAUUUCAAGCCCAUUAGUUGUAGGAGAUAUUGCCCUUACUUCUAAAGAUGAUAUGCAAUUCACUCCGAUGUUGAAUAGCCCCAUGUACCCUAAUUUCUACUACGUUGGUCUAGAGGCCAUUACUGUUGGCAAUGUUAGUGCAACUGAAGUGCCUUCAAGCUUGAGGGAGUUUGAUUCACUGGGUAAUGGGGGCAUGAAGAUUGACUCAGGAACCACUUAUACUCACCUACCUGAACCGUUCUAUUCUCAGGUUCUCUCUAUUCUUCAAUCAACAAUAAAUUAUCCUAGAGACACUGGCAUGGAGAUGCAAACCGGGUUUGAUCUUUGCUAUAAGGUCCCACGUCCAAACAAUAACACUCUCACGUCGGAUGAUCUCCUUCCUUCAAUCACUUUCCAUUUCUUGAACAAUGUGAGUCUAGUUUUGCCCCAAGGAAAUCACUUCUAUCCUGUGAGUGCCCCAGGUAACCCUGCUGUGGUCAAAUGCCUCAUGUUCCAAAGCACGGAUGAUGGUGAUGAUGGACCAGCUGGGGUGUUUGGGAGCUUCCAACAGCAAAACGUGGAGGUUGUCUAUGACUUAGAGAAAGAGAGAAUUGGGUUUCAACCAAUGGACUGUGCUUCAGCUGCAUCUUCUCAAGGACUUCACAAGACCUAACUAAGUGACAGUUAAUGGUAGUUCUUACAUUGUCAAUGGUGCAUGCCGUUGGUUGGUUAAUCUUAUUAAGCACUUUACUUUUCCACUUCCUUUUGUUUGUUAACGAAGUUGGUACUUUGCCAAGUCUUUUGAACUAGAUUAAUAUCAUGCUGUAAGGCUCUUCGAACCUUGGAACUGAUUAAGAAAUGAUCAUGAGUUGGUUAUAUUCUCUCA